Megalobrama amblycephala (Wuchang bream) is the source of this 387-nucleotide messenger RNA. Its product is annotated as B-cell receptor CD22-like. NCBI's taxonomy places the organism in Eukaryota, Metazoa, Chordata, Actinopteri, Cypriniformes, Xenocyprididae. The transcript is spliced from 4 exons. The coding region runs from base 1 to 387 and encodes 128 amino acids. The record is from RefSeq and is a predicted model, not a curated record.
AUGACUCCUCCUCUUCCUCUGAUCUUUCUGCUCAUGAUUCACAACCCUCCAAAGAGUGUCUCAGUCUCCAUCAGUCCAUCUGGUGAAAUAUUAUCAGGAGAUUCAGUGACUCUGAUCUGCAGCAGUGAUUCAAACCCUCCUGCUCUGAACUUCAGCUGGUUUAAGGAGAAUGAAAGCUCAGCUGUUGGAUCUGGACAGAGUUUCAGUGCACUACAGAGUGGACGCUUCUACUGUCAGGCUCACAAUCAACAUGGAUCUCAGAGAUCAGACGCUGUAACUGUCACAGUUCAUCAUGGUGCUGGUAUGAAUGUGAUUGUGAUCGCAGCGACAUCUGGAGGAUUAUUCUUCAUCAUCAUCAUCAUCAUCAUCAUCAUCAUUAUAAUGUGA